This is a messenger RNA of Ahaetulla prasina, 2541 nucleotides long. It is a transcript of the gene ZMYND12, whose product is annotated as zinc finger MYND-type containing 12. The coding region runs from base 320 to 1438 and encodes 372 amino acids. Gene Ontology annotation, molecular function: protein binding. Lineage: Eukaryota; Metazoa; Chordata; Lepidosauria; Squamata; Colubridae. The transcript is spliced from 9 exons. The record is from RefSeq and is a predicted model, not a curated record.
GGUUUUUUCGGCCAAAUCUUCAUGUCACCAUGGCUGCCAGGAAAAGUCCCGCCUCUUACACUCAUCCAACUCAGAGCGCCUUUCCGGGAAACAACCGGAAGUGGAGUCUGGAAGUUUGGUCUUUCUAGCCGAGCGCUUCAUGGCAUGACGGCGCUGCUUGUUGCGCCUGCGCACCGCGCCCGUCCCAGCCAGACCGCUGUUCCGGGAAUCAUAACCGGACGUGGCGUAUAACGUGGGUCUUUCUCGAGCAUGAUGGCGGCCGCCGGAAGCCCCGCCUCCCCCUUAGCAACGGCGGCCCUAGCAACGGCGGCGGGAGAAGAUGGCCAUGCAGACGGAGUGGCUGGUGCCCCUGGCUCAGCCCCGGCAGAAGAAGCGGCGCUGCGAGCUCUGCCUCGGUCCCGCCAACGUCCGCUGCGCUGCCUGCUUGGUCACCUACUACUGCGAUGUGGACCACCAGAAUGCCGACUGGGUUAGCGUCCACGCCAAGAUCUGCCAGCUGCUCAUCCCUCUGCGGGCGGCUCCCCCCUUCUACACCUCGGAGAAGGAAAGGAAACUCGGGGAGGAGCAGAGGCGGAACCGAGAGAUCUUCCUGGCUGAAGUGACCUACGAGACGGCCCAGAAUUUUCUCAUCGAAGGCCACUACGAAGACGCCAUCCCAGCCGCCCUGCAAUCCCUGAAAUUCAGCAUCAGCAUUUAUGGCCCCAGUGCGGUGGAGCUGGUCCCCCCCUAUCUCAUCUUAGCCGAGACCAGCUUGGGCCUGGGUCACCUCUCGCAAGGCGAAGAGUACCUCUCCCAAGCUCAGUGGAUCGUCCUCAAGAACACCCACUGCAGCUACCACGUUCAGUCCAAGCUGUAUCGCAACCUGGGGCUCCUGCACGCUGCCAAAGGGAACUUGGACGAGUCUUUGUACCACCUGGCCAACGACGUAUACUUUGCGUGUUGCGCUUUUGGGACGACGAGCAACGUGGCUGUCUCUGGAGGCUACUUCCACAUGGCCAACGUCUUCUCCCACCAGAAUAAGAUGGACAUUGUGGAUUCCUUGUAUUGUGAGGUGGUGGAUCUCUGGUACGAUCACUUCAGCCACUUCGUUGAAAUCCAGUACCAAAAACUCAUCACUCCCACAGAGGUGGACCUGCUGUCUGUGGAAGACAGGACAGAGGAGGAUGUACUGGAUGAGAAGCAGCAGGCCGAAGCGACGCAGAUGCUGAACUCCAUCUUGGAUUUCCGAGACGCAUCUCUCAGACCGCAGCCAAAGAAGAAGGCUAAACUGCUGCACGCAUUGGCCAUGUUUCAUUUCUUGGUCCAUGAUCUGGCAAAGGCAGACGAAUUUGUGAUGAGAUUUCUACAAACCGCACAAUCCCUGCCCAAACGUGACCCGAACGAAUCGCUUUACCACUUGGUCAAACUGAUCAAAUCCAAAGAAGAGCAGGCGAAAUAGCUCUUCCCAGCUCCCUCAAGGUGCUUGAGUAAAACUGGAACCGAGAAAAACAUUGAUAGAAACAGGAGAAUCGAGAAUAAGGGGGAACAUGGAAGCCAUUUCUGGAGACAGCCCCCUAAAAGACCAUUAUCUGCCAUCAUCCCAGUAGCAGCACUUAAGUUUAUUUUGGUUUGAGGCCUGGAUGACGGUGCCCAGAGAGCAGUCAAAGACAUGGAUGGGCCCAUCUAUGAGGCUGUUUUACACCGUGUUGGGGGGGAGGGUGUACACAUACACCAUCCAAGGACUCCCUUUAAUGGACUCUUCAGCCACAGGGGAUUUCUGUUUCUUCUGGUUGUUCAUUAAAUCCGCCCUCUUAUUGUCCAUGUCAUUUCAAACUAACCCAGAUAAAUAUUGUGCCUCUGGCGUUUCUCAGAUGGUUUGAUGCAGCUGGGGUGUGUGUGCGCAUGCGGGUGCAGGCUUUCUGGUCCUGUUGAUCAGAAGCGUGCUCUCUCGGGAGUGGGGGGGGUCUUUCUGCUGGGUCUGGGGUGUCUUUUUCCAUCUCUGGAGGAAGGGGAGGCUAAGACCCAGCUGAGAAGUUUGAAGAACCAAGCUAACGUCCUCCAGUGGGCAGUUCUUCUCUAACCACCAUCCUGCUGCUUAAAAAGAAAUUUAGAAAACCAGCAACCUCUAAAAGACCCAGGGAAAAGUCACCACCAGGAGAUCCCUCCUUCCCGACGUCUUAUAGAUGUUGCCGGUUUUCUAAAUUUCCUGUUAAGCAUCAGGGAAAUCACUCCUUUCUCUCUUCUGGGGGCUCAGCUGCUCCAUUUGUGGUGUUCUUGACGACUUCACCUCUCCCAGAACAUCCUGCAUGACUGUCCAGGAUCGGGGUGCUGCAGUCACUUCCCAGAAUCCCCACCUGGGGCUGCUGUCGGCUGAGGAAUUCUGGGAGUUGAAGUUUGGCCUCUGCCAGUUGUCCAGACUCGAACAGGUUUUACAAGCCCCCCCCCCCCCCCCAACUGAAGCAACUUUUCAGGACACACAAUCCCAAGUUUUAUUUUAUUUAUUUGAUCCAUACAAACGUGUCCUUUCUGGCUUUCCUUCUCUCCCUUUCCCAUUGGCACUUC